Molecule: messenger RNA, 992 nt
Organism: Drosophila busckii
Lineage: Eukaryota; Metazoa; Arthropoda; Insecta; Diptera; Drosophilidae
Product: lysoplasmalogenase-like protein TMEM86A
Exons: 4
Coding region: 171-881 (236 amino acids)
Cellular component (GO): membrane
Source: RefSeq, a predicted model, not a curated record
UUAGAAUUCAGUGUAUUAACGUUGGUCAAAAGUGCGCAACGUGUGCUGCUUGUGCCCGCUGUCUCUGUUGUGUUUGCUCAGGGGGAGGUGCUGGCUGAGGACUUUCUUCGUGCGAAACCAGCAGCUUGCAAUUAAGUGGCCGUUCUGUAAAUUUGAUAAUCCGCGCAAUUAUGGCCGAAUCACUGCAAUUUGUAAGUGCAGCCAAAACUCACGGUCUCAAACUAAUCCCGUUUUUCAUAAGUGUGGCACUUUAUUUUGGUCUUGUGCGUAGGGAUCCGCAGGGUGAACUAUGGACAACAGUGCUCAAAUGCUUGCCCAUUGUGGCAUUAAUGCUUUAUGUUAUUAUUAAGGGAUUCUCGUUCAAUAAGAACUAUCGCUGCUCUCAGUUAAUCUUAUUGGGUCUGAUAUUUUCCUGCGGUGGUGAUGCCUUGCUCAAUGUUAACUUAUUCCCUUUUGGCAUGGUGUCCUUUGGCAUAGCGCAUGUUUUUUACAUGAGCGCAUUUGGCUGGCGGCCACUCAAGUGGAUCCUUGGAGUUGCCUUAUAUGUUCCUGUUAUUAUUUUUGUCAUUUUUGUGGCGAAAUAUCUGGAUGAGAUACUCAUCGUAGGCGUGCCCAUAUACUGUGCAUUGAUUACAACAAUGUUAUGGCGCGCCUUGGCGCGUGCAGUGGACACCAAGAGUUGUCUCAGCAUCUUCUGUGCUGUAGGUGCUCUACUCUUUGUCAUCUCGGAUGCUCUUAUCGCAGUGACAAUGUUUUUAGGAGUCGCUCUGCCAGGGGCACGUCUUCAGAUAAUGAUAACCUAUUAUAUAGCUCAGUUAGCAAUUGCGUUAAGCACUGCAGAUGAUGGACCUGAGCCGUCAUGCAGAAAGAAAACCAAAUAAUGCAUCAAAAAUGCUCAAACCCAAAACCACCAAAACAUGUACUUCCAACAUAUUAGAAUAGUAGUUUAUGCCAUUUAGUAGUGUUACUUCUUGUUCUGUGUUAACAAUAAA